AUGGCAGCAAAUGCAUUAGAUAUAAAUGACUCAUACGGGGUGGAUUAUCAAGGAUUUGUUGCGCUUCAUUUAGGCGCUGGCAAACACCAAACUAGCUUAAGGCCGAUUUACAAGCGAAUUAGUCAGGAAGCUUGCUCAAAGGCUUUAAGCACGUUAAGUGCUGAAAAAUCAGUAACAAAGGCAGUCACAGAGGCUAUGGUAUCGUUAGAGACAUGUGGUGUUGUUAAUGCAGGAGUGGGAUCAGCAUUGAACUCUGAUGGUGCUGUUCAGUGCGAUGCUAGCAUCAUGGACGGCCAGAGUUUGGCAUUUGGAGCUGUCGGUUGUGUAUCUGGGAUUCCAAAUCCUACUCAAGUUGCCUUUGAAAUUCUUCGUAACAGUAAUAAUCGUCAUAGGCUAGGGUUGAUAUCACCCCUUCUUUUAACAGGUGACGGAGCUAGAGAUUUCGCAAUUAAGAAUGGUAUCCACAACGCUCCUCCGGAAUCAUUGAUUAGCGAUAAGGCUCUGAAAAAAUAUUUUAAAAUUAAGGAAAUGGUUGCUUCGCUCAAAAGCGCAACUACAGUUAACGAAAGUAUAGGAUGUUCGGACGAUAUUCAAGAUACAAUCGGGGUUAUCUGUGUUGAUUCAUCUGGGCAAAUUGCUGUAGCAGCCUCUAGUGGAGGAAAUCAAUUUAAAAUGCCUGGCCGAAUUGGACAAUCUGCAAUCUACGGUGCUGGAUGUUGUGCUUAUAACGGUCAUGAAAGUCACGGCUGCAGUGUCGCUGCGACUACAACAGGUGUUGGAGAGCAGAUUAUCAGGACAAACCUGGCCAAACAACUUUGUGACGAAAUUCUAAAUCAAGGCACCGGCGUUAGCAUGCUACGAAAGAAAGCUAGCUGGAGCGUUAUCGCUUAUAUACUAUCCUAA
This is a messenger RNA of Trichoplax adhaerens, 903 nucleotides long. RefSeq lists its product as uncharacterized. Gene Ontology annotation, molecular function: threonine-type endopeptidase activity. The record is from RefSeq and is a predicted model, not a curated record. The transcript has 12 exons. Gene Ontology annotation, biological process: protein maturation. NCBI's taxonomy places the organism in Eukaryota, Metazoa, Placozoa, Uniplacotomia, Trichoplacea, Trichoplacidae. The coding region runs from base 1 to 903 and encodes 300 amino acids.